Messenger RNA from Aspergillus calidoustus, 1212 nucleotides. The record is from the annotation of a GenBank genome assembly. NCBI's taxonomy places the organism in Eukaryota, Fungi, Ascomycota, Eurotiomycetes, Eurotiales, Aspergillaceae.
AUGAAUGUCGCACCAGCCCUGCGAGGUCUCCCUGCUGGCCUUCCUCGCGUGGUGCCCGUGGAUCGCAAGCUGUUUCCUGAUGGGCUUCGUACCAGCGGCCAACAUCCUCCGAUCGAAAGCCAAUUACGCCCGUUCGAGGAGUUCCCGCGCAACAUCACCGGACCGACAGCCUGGACAGCGGAGCACAUGAUUCAACAUCCAGAGCAAUGGAUUCACCGGUGGACAGAGCAAGAGCUUGCGGAGCUCCUACAGGCCGUUGACACAUUUAUAGCCUCAGGAACCCCCCUCACCAGUAUCAGUAAGGAGAACUUCAGGGUACCCACGAUUGAAAAGAUUUUGCCAGGAAUUCGGAACGAUAUCUUGAACGGGCGUGGGUUCAUCGUUUUCAGUGGCCUACCCAUUGACAAAUGGGGGCGAUACAAGGCGGCGGUGGUGACGAUGGGGUUGUCGGUGCAUUUUGGGUAUCUCGUCUCGCAGAAUAAACUUGGCCUGAUCCUCGGCCAUGUGACGAACCAGGGUGCGGACUAUCACAAUGAUCUUGAUAAGAUCAAGAUCUCAGCCACAAACGCGCCGCAGUUCUAUCACACUGACGAAACGGAUAUCGUCGGGCUGUUAUUCUGCGCUCCCGGGGAGACCGGUGGUGCCUCCGGCUGUGCAUCUGCACACACAGUCUGGAAUGCCUUGGUAAAAGAAAGGCCAGAUGUGGCAAAGACGCUGGCUUCGCCUAUCUGGUAUGUCGACCGCAAGGGGGAGGUCACAGAUGGCCAAGAGCCCUGGUUUAAGAACCCCAUUUUCAUGGUCGAGCCGGGCGGCAAAGAGCGUGUCUAUGUUAAGUGGGACCCUUACUUUGUCAAAUCCUUGACUCGCUUCAGCGACAAAGGGCUGAUCCCUCCCCUCUCCGCAGAGCAGCUGGAGGCGAUGAAGGUCCUGGAGGAGACGUGUAAGCGGCAUGGAAUCGUCUACGACUGCGAGGUUGGAGACAUCCAAUUCGUGUCUUGCUGCCAGACAUUCCACUCGCGCACCGGAUUCACGGAUCCGCCUCCUCCAAAGCCACAGCGAUAUCUCCUGCGGACGUGGAUCGCGACACCUGAGCAUGAGGGGGGUUGGUGCCUUCCGUUCCACGACAGCUGUUACCCGAAGCGAGGAGGAAUCCAGGUCGACAAUACACCACCGGCGGCCGAUCCACUCACCACCGCAGGCGGGACCGAGUAA